Betta splendens (Siamese fighting fish) is the source of this 3401-nucleotide messenger RNA. It is a transcript of the gene best2, whose product is annotated as bestrophin 2. The record is from RefSeq and is a predicted model, not a curated record. The transcript has 9 exons. Bases 842 to 2653 code for a protein of 603 amino acids. Gene Ontology annotation, molecular function: chloride channel activity. Lineage: Eukaryota; Metazoa; Chordata; Actinopteri; Anabantiformes; Osphronemidae.
UGUGCUGUGUUUGUGAACCGAGGCGACCUGUGCGCACAAACAUUUCCCAGCAAUAUAGCGGAGUCCACGGAGCGCAGCGGGUGCAGGGAUUUCCUGGCAGAGCGUCUGCCAAGUUACUCAGCCGGUUGCUCAGUCGUACAGAAUGAUUUCCUUUAAAAAGCCGUGUCCUGGUGGUAAAUUGCCCUGGGAUCAAGUGGGAUCAUUAAACCCCACACGGACGUUACAUUCAAAGCCACAAUAUUAUAAGACGCCGCGUUAUAAGAAAUAAUGCGCCGUUAACCACGAUAAUUGCUUGUUGUCAUAUCGUUUAUCAUGGAAGGUUUCCACGGUCCACUUGCUGCAGUUUCAUAAUGUUCCCACUGUACGCUCGCGUCCCGCGGCUCCUUGUGCCCCGGCGCCGCGGCCUGUCGCUUGCGGUCCAUCACCGGGCCGAGCUCUCCUGGUCGGGGGCCGCGCUAAUGAGCUCCUCCUCCCGGGUUGCGGGGGAUUUACCGCGGGGCGCACUGGCCGGUGCGGGCACCGAGGAGGCUGCGAGCAUUACUGCCACGCAACGGAGCACAGGCAACGCCGGCGAGUGCGCUCCUCGGCUUAACGUCAUUGCGAAAGUUCGGUGAGCGACGCAGUCACUUGGCGCCCGUUGCGCGCAAAGAUGCGCCAAGCUGUUGGUACAUUGAUCAGGAAAACACGCUCCAUGAGGUAAGACUGAUUUCCGUCAGUCCAUAAAUGAAUUGGAAAUUGUUUUUAUUUUCACGUGUUUUUAUUAUUUAUUUGUUUUUAUUCCGCAGGUGUAACCGCGGAGGAGAUGCUUUCAUCCCUUUAGUGUGAAGACCCGCACUCACCAAUGACGGUCACCUACACGGCCAGAGUCGCAAACGCCCGCUUCUGCGGCUUCUCCAAGCUGCUUCUGGCCUGGAAGGGCAGCAUCUACAAGGUGCUGUACAAGGAGUUCCUGGCGUUCUUCGCCAUGUACACCGCCAUCAGCAUCACCUACAGGUUCUUCCUCUAUGAUGAUCAGAAGAGAUAUUUCGAAAAACUGGCCAUUUAUUGCAACUAUUAUUCCAGUCUCAUCCCUAUGUCCUUCGUACUUGGCUUCUACGUGACCCUGGUUGUGAACCGGUGGUGGAACCAGUACACCAGCAUCCCGCUGCCCGACAGGCUCAUGUGCGUCCUCUCCGGGGGCCUCCAGGGCAGCGACGAGCGGGGGCGCCUCCUCAGGCGCACCAUGAUGCGCUACGCCAGCCUGUCGGCCCUGCUCAUCCUCCGCUCGGUCAGCACGGCCGUGUUCAAGCGCUUCCCCACCGUGGACCAUGUGGUGGAGGCUGGAUUCAUGACACGAGAGGAGCGAAAGAAGUUCGAGGGCCUCCACUCCCCCUAUAAUAAAUACUGGAUCCCCUGCGUUUGGUUCUCCAACCUGGCAGCCGUCGCCCGCUGUGAGGGCAGGAUCAAAGACGAUCACACGCUCAAACUACUGCUGGAGGAGCUGAAUGCAUUCAGAGGGAAGUGCAGCAUGCUGUUCCACUAUGACAUGAUCAGCGUUCCGCUGGUCUACACUCAGGUUGUGACUUUGGCCGUGUACAGUUUUUUCCUCGUGUGCCUCAUUGGGCGUCAGUUCCUGGACCCCGGGCAGGGCUACCAAGGUCAUGACCUGGACCUUUACGUGCCCAUCUUCACCCUGCUGCAGUUCUUCUUCUAUGCUGGAUGGCUCAAGGUGGCAGAGCAGCUGAUCAACCCUUUUGGAGAGGACGAUGACGACUUUGAGACCAACUGGCUGAUAGACAGGAACUUCCAGGUGUCCAUGAUGGCGGUGGAUGAGAUGUACGGCGAUCUGCCCGUGAUGGAGCGAGACCGUUACUGGAACGACUCCAACCCCCGGCCGCCUUACACAGCGGCCACGCUCUUCGUGCUGCGCAAGCCGUCCUUCCAGGGCUCCACCUUCGACAUGGCCAUCCCUAAGGAGGAAAUGCACUUCCAGCCUCUGGAGGACAUUGCAGAGAACCUGGAGGAGUCAGGAAGUCAUCACCCCAACGUGGCCCUCUUCAACCGCCUGCUCAGCGCCGCCCCCUCCCCCACCGGCUUCAUGGAAGGAGCUCUUCGCCGCACCUCGACCCACAUCCAGAGGCUGCGCCACUCCCCGAGCAUCGACCAGUGCACCAGCGACGACAACGACGACGAGAGCUGUAAAAUAGGCGGCUCCCUGCCGUCGGGUCUGGGGCAGGAGACCCAGAGCACCGUGUGCAGCGCCAGGGACGAGCGCAGCGCCAGGACGCCCCUGCGGGAGGUCGAGUUCGGGGUGGAGCCGGAGGGGCGGGGGGAGCGUCCUGCCGCCGGUGAACUGAGGGGUGAGGAGCGGGUGAGCGUGAGGGGGCAGUCCUCAGCGCCCGUGGUCCUGCUCCCCGCCCCCCCUCCGUCCUCCAGAGGGAAGUCGUCUCGAGCGGCCUCCGGUCGGGCCCCCGCCUUCAUGUUUCACCACGCCACCGCCGCCUCCUGCCUGGAGCACUGCAGCUCCCAGCCGGCCAUCAAUCAGAUCAAAACACGGCCCAGCGGCCCCGAGCCUCCGUUUGCUGGGCCCAACAUGUCCUUCCUCACGGUGCCGUCCCACGAGCCUCAGCGCGGCCGCAGCGUGAGCGUGGGGUCCGAGCUGCCCGGGUCCUAGGUGGUCCGCGGGUUCCAGGUGGGCCGCGGCGUUGCCCCUGUUUAAAACCUCAACGCUUGAUUCAUAGCAGCGUUUCGCAAGCGGUGUUAGUCAUGACAGCACUUUUACUUUGAGUCUGCAAAACGUUCGGGGUCACGCAACGACCGGUUCCUGAUAAUAAGCUCAGUUAAAGCAAGAGAUUAGGAUUGGCUGUCACCCACUGUCGCUUGGGGCCUGGGAGGAAAAUGGAGUUAAAGACACCACUGGAAACUUUACAGACUCCUUAAAGAGUGUGUGAGAAUAAAAUUAUAUAUUUAACCUCAGCACACCUUAAUAAUCAACACUGUGACAUCAUUUAGUCUAGUUUAGCCCAGAGAGAAUAAAAAGCUAAGUAACCAGUGACAAGUUCAUCCAAAACUCACCUGGAAUUAAUUGUUGUUUAUUCACUAGGAUCAUUAAAAAUCCUGUUGUUGGGUCAUUUCUUAUAUAGACGCAUACUGACUGCGACAAAUGUAACCUCACAGCAACAUGGGACAGAUGUUGAGUAAGAUUCAAAUGGAAAUUUAGUUAUAAUUUUAGUUAUAAACCCAAUGAAAAUAGCAGCGUGACUUUUCUUUCUCUACUUCACUACCGGCUCUGGUCAACAGGGGGCGGUAGCAGCAAACUGAAGAGAGCAGAGCAAGCUCAGUCCUCUGAUAAAACACAGAAAAAGCCUUCUGUCUGGGUUUGAGUCUUGCUUCCCGUCCUGCCGUGUCUCCCUGCAGCUGAA